This is a messenger RNA of Trichobilharzia szidati, 1329 nucleotides long. The record is from the annotation of a GenBank genome assembly. NCBI's taxonomy places the organism in Eukaryota, Metazoa, Platyhelminthes, Trematoda, Strigeidida, Schistosomatidae.
AUGUGCUAUAGUCGAUUUUCUCACGAUGUGUAUAUAUCAUGGCCAUCUAUUCCAUUACCACCUCUACCGUCUCUUCGAGAAAUUAUCCAAAUAUAUGGCCUUCGAGCCCGGAAGCAACUGUCACAGAAUUUUCUAUUACAACCGUCGUCUAUAAAUGGUCUUGUUAAAUGUGCAGGGAAUUUACGUAAUGCGUAUGUCCUUGAAGUUGGCCCAGGUCCAGGUGGGAUUACUCGAGCUAUUCUUCAGAAAUCUCCGCGUUACGUCGCAGUAGUGGAGCUAGACAGGCGGUUCAUUCCAGGUCUUCAGGAAUUACGGCUUGCUGCAUUAGAAAUGGGGACUCAAAUGGAAAUAUACAGACAGGAUAUUAUGAGAUUCAAUUGUGAAGGCGUUUUCCCUACGACUCCUAUGCGUGGUGCUGGGGCUUGGGACGAUUUUUCCGAGUUGAAAGCUGUACACAAUCAAGUACGUGUCCCAGAAAACCAAAACAUCACAGCUUUAGAAAUUACAAAUUCACCAAGAAUUUGUGUAAUUGGAAAUUUGCCAUUCAAUAUUUCCACUCCUCUCGUAUGUCAGUGGCUGCAUGAUAUUUCAGAAAGACGAGGAAUUUGGAGGUAUGGAAGAGUCCCCUUAAUAUUGACUUUCCAAAAAGAAGUUGCUGAACGACUUGCCGCAGACGUAUGGGAUACACAGCGUUCUCGCUUGUCAAUUAUGUCUCAAGCUUACUGCAAUGUUGAGUACAUAAAAGAUAUUCCUGGCACUGCUUUUUUACCUGUACCAAAGGUGGAUGCUGGUAUUGUACGUUUGACUCCUUUACAACAACCUCUCAUUCCUAUACCGUAUCCAUAUGUUAACAAAUUGGUACGCCAAGCAUUUCAUUUCAGACAAAAACAAAUUGUCCGCUGUCUUGAGACACUGUUUCCUUCUAAUCGACCUGAAUUAGUUAUUCAGUUAUUCAAGGAAGCUGGAGUACAGCCGGCCAAACAACCCACACAGUUGACAAUGUCAGAAUUUCGAGACUUAUGCUUUGUGUAUCAUCGUAUAUGUCAAGUUGAACCGAGUAUAUUCGAUUUCGAUUAUCAGGCUCGAGAAAACUUACAUCUGUGGUAUAAUCGAAGAAAAAUUCAACGUGAGAUCUUGGGAGGUACAACAGGUAUCACAGCCCGUCGUCUGCGUCAUGAAAUGUACUCAUGAAGUCAAUAUUUGAAGUAUUCUAUCAUUUUCAAAUUUUGUAUAUCUGGUCAAUCAAUAUAUAUUAACUGUACAAAUUGUGAGAUUUUCCCCUCUUUCUUAUACUCUACUGAGAAAGUCUUGAUUUUCGCAUUUUUGUAA